Messenger RNA from Verticillium dahliae VdLs.17, 1824 nucleotides. RefSeq names its product phenylacetone monooxygenase. Bases 1 to 1824 code for a protein of 607 amino acids. The record is from RefSeq and is a predicted model, not a curated record. The transcript is spliced from 4 exons. NCBI's taxonomy places the organism in Eukaryota, Fungi, Ascomycota, Sordariomycetes, Glomerellales, Plectosphaerellaceae.
AUGACACGUCAAACUGUUCCCAACCUCUCCCGUCACACCGACCUCACCGGGAACAGCCACGGCGCCGGUUCUGCCCCCGGAUCCGCACCCAUCCGCAGCGGCCAUGUUUCGUACAACGUCCGGGAGGCACCCUUCGGAGCGCCCAAGCAUCUCCGCAUCGUAACCGUCGGCGCCGGAGCCAGCGGCCUCAACAUGAUCCGGACCCUGCGCAACACCCUGCCGCCCUCCUCCUUCGACAAUGUCGUGUACGAGAAGAACGCGGACAUCGGGGGCACCUGGUUCGAGAACCGCUACCCGGGCUGCAAGUGUGACGUGCCGUCUCAUAAUUAUCAGUUCUCCUGGAGGAAGAACCCCGAAUGGUCCAGUUUCUUCGCGUCGGCCGGCGAGAUUGAGGCCUAUCUAUGCAAGCUGUGCGACGAUGAGGGCAUGCGUACGGCGAUCAGGACGUCGCACAAGAUCCUGGGAGCCGCCUGGUCCGAACCGAAGGCUGUCUGGGAGCUGCAAGUUCAGAACUUAACGACGGGGGACACCUUCUCCGAUUACGCCAACUUCCUCAUCGAUGCCUCCGGCAUUCUGAACAAGUGGAAGUGGCCCAGCGUACCGGGUGUCAAAGACUUCAAGGGCACUCUUGUUCACACAGCAGCAUGGCCCGAAAACUUCGACUUCAAGGACAAGACUGUUGCCGUCAUCGGCAAUGGCGCGUCCGGCGUCCAGGUUCUGCCAGCGAUCAUGCCUCAUGUCAAGAAGCUCCACCACCUCAUCCGUUCUCCCACUGCCAUUCUCCCCCCUAGGAUAGCUACUAUGAAGAUGGGUCGCGCCGCGCCCAUCAUCAACCAGAUUGAGCUUGAUGAGCAGGAUAACUUUACUCCCGCCCAGAUCGAACGGUUCAAGUCUGAUCCCGCCUUUCUGGAGCAAUUCACCCAGGCUCUCGAGAUGGACUCGAACAUCAAGUUCGCCAUUGCUUUGAAGAAAGACAGCCCCCAGCAGCAAUGGGCUGCAGGCAAGGUCCGCGAAUUCAUGACUGCCAUGCUUAGGGGAAACGAGAAGCUGUGCCAGCAGCUGAUUCCAGACUUUCCCCUGGGAUGUCGCCGUAUGACUCCUGCUCCAGGCUACCUCGAGUCAUUCCAUGACCCAAAGGUCUCGCUGGUCACGAUCCCGAUUAAGCGAUUCGUUCCUCAGGGUAUCGAGCUGGAGACGGGCGAGCUGAUUGAAGUGGAUGCAAUCGUAUGCGCCACAGGCUUCGACUCUUCGUUCAGACCCCCUUUCUCCUUGGUCGGCAGGCACGGCAACUUGCAAGAUAUCUGGACCGCGGAGACGCCCAAGUCAUACAUGUCUCUUGCUGUUGCUGGUCUGCCUAAUUACUUCAAAUUCCUCGGACCGUAUGCCCCAAUUGCCCACGGUGACGUUUUCACCCUGUCGGAACACAUUGCAACGUACAUCGCAAACCUUAUCAACAAGGCGCAGUCGGAGAACAUUCGCUCCCUGGCACCCUCUCAGGCUGCUGUCGACGACUUUGCUGCUCACGUGGCGGCGUUCAUGCCCCGUACCGCCUUCUCUGGCAGCUGCCGCAGCUGGUACAAGCAGGACGAGGCUGGUACGGCCGCACCAGUCGUGGGUCUGCACCCCGGAAGCCGCAUGCACUUCCUCUCCAUGCUUGCGCGGUUCAGGGGAGAGGACUGGGAAUUCGCGUACGAAAACGAGGGCAGCGCGGCCAAGGCCAACAGGUUCGCGUAUCUGGGCAACGGCUUUACGAUGCAGGAGGCGGCCCUCUUGAAGGCGGCGGCGGCCGCCGCCGCAGCUUCUGCUGCUGCGUCUGGGAAUUGA